AUGGGCUCCAUUGAAUCUCCAAGCCGCGUCGCCAUCGUCACCGGCGCCGCCCAAGGCAUCGGGCGCAGCAUCGCCCUCCGCCUGGCGGAGGAUGGAUUGAACGUGGCCAUCAACGACAUACCAUCGAAGACAAAGCAGAUCGAGGAGGUCGUGGCGGAGAUCAAGGCGAAGACGAAUGCGAAGGUGGUCGCUGCGCCAGCGGAUGUCACCAACGAGGAAGCGGUCCAGGCCAUGAUUGCUUCUGUGGUCGAACAGUUGGGUGGACUGGAUGUGAUGGUCGCGAACGCGGGAGUGAUGUCCUACGGUCCCCUUUUGAUGGUCCCAAGCGAGGAGUGGGAUCGCGUCAUAAAUAUCAACCUGCGAGGCGUAAUGCUUUGCUACAAAUAUGCGGCGAAGCAGAUGGUAGAGCAAGGAAGGGGCGGACGGAUCAUCGGGGCGUCGUCUAUGGUCGGGAGACAUGGUGUUGCGUACACGUCGGCCUACGCGGCUUCGAAGUUCGCCAUCCGUGGUUUGACACAGUCAUCUGAGCUGACAAAGCACAACAUCACUGUCAACGUAUACGCUCCGGGCGCAAUCCGAACAAACAUUGUCAGCAUAGAAGAUGCAAAGGCGCAGGGCUUGAAUUCUUCUGCCAUGUCCAAGCUCCCCAUGGCGGAGCCGGAGGUCAUCGCUAGCCUCGUGUCGUACAUCGCGAAGCCGGAGGCAUUCUUCAUUACCGGUCAAACAAUCUCGGCAAAUGGAGGGGCACACUUCGAUUGA
Molecule: messenger RNA, 759 nt
Organism: Rhodofomes roseus
Lineage: Eukaryota; Fungi; Basidiomycota; Agaricomycetes; Polyporales; Fomitopsidaceae
Exons: 8
Coding region: 1-759 (252 amino acids)
Molecular function (GO): oxidoreductase activity, acting on the CH-OH group of donors, NAD or NADP as acceptor
Source: RefSeq, a predicted model, not a curated record